CUGCGCCUGCGCACUGCCGCACACACGCGCUUGCCUUAGCGAAGGUCCCGUCCCAAGAAACGUGUCCCACGCGCCACGCCGUCGGUUUCCAGGGAAACCCGGCGCCUCUUAGCAGCCCCGCGCGGAGCCUGGGUCGUUCCCUGGCGCCCCCGGCCUAGCCAUGGCGGCCGCGAGUCCCAGCGUCUUCCUACUCAUGGUCAACGGGCAGGUGGAGAGCGCCCAGUUUCCAGAGUAUGAUGAUCUCUACUGCAAGUACUGCUUUGUGUAUGGCCAGGACUGGGCCCCCACGGCGGGUCUGGAGGAGGGCAUCUCACAGAUCACAUCCAAGAGCCAGGAUGUGCGGCGAGCACUGGUGUGGAACUUCCCCAUCGACGUCACCUUUAAGAGUACCAACCCCUAUGGCUGGCCACAGAUCGUGCUCAGUGUGUACGGACCAGACGUGUUCGGGAACGAUGUGGUCCGAGGCUACGGGGCCGUGCACGUGCCUUUCUCACCCGGCAGGCACAAAAGGACCAUCCCCAUGUUUGUCCCCGAAUCCACGUCUAAACUGCAGAAGUUUACAAGCUGGUUCAUGGGACGGCGGCCCGAGUACACAGACCCCAAGGUGGUGGCUCAGGGUGAAGGCCGGGAAGUGACCCGAGUCCGCUCGCAGGGCUUUGUCACUCUCCUCUUCAACGUGGUGACCAAGGACAUGAGGAAGCUGGGCUACGACACUGGGCCUCCCGACAUGCAGGGCGCCUCAGGGCCCACCCCGCCGCAGGGCCUCCCCCAGUGAAGGCCCCUGCCACGGCCACGGACUCUGGCCACGCCGCCGCGCAGGCCAGGCGGCCCUCAGAGAACGCAGGGCUGUCCUUCCGGAGAGUUGGCCACAGAUCCACCUGCUUGUGCAGCCGUGGGGGGCUCGGAGGGGUGGGGGGGGAGAUUUUUAUAUAAUAAAGCAUCACCUUUUCAC
Messenger RNA from Odobenus rosmarus divergens (Pacific walrus), 952 nucleotides. RefSeq names its product B9 protein domain 1 (gene B9D1). Bases 161 to 775 code for a protein of 204 amino acids. NCBI's taxonomy places the organism in Eukaryota, Metazoa, Chordata, Mammalia, Carnivora, Odobenidae. Gene Ontology annotation, cellular component: MKS complex. The transcript has 7 exons. The record is from RefSeq and is a predicted model, not a curated record. Gene Ontology annotation, biological process: cilium assembly.